AUGACUUCUGCCUCGCCCAUCUCCCCAUUGAAAACUGACGGUGAUUUCAAGCAAUUCAAGGAUUUUUUAUUGGGCAACCUGAUUUCCAAUGGAAAACCGGAUGAGAAAAGUUUGAAGCAACUUUUUCAAGUUUUUGACAAGGUAAUAAAAGACAACUCAAUAUAAUAAUCAAACCAAAUACUUUCAGGACAAUGACGGCCUCCUCAAUAGUGCUGAGACCGCCGUGUUCAACGGCAAGAUUGUCGAUAAGGUUAACAACUUGAGAACGGCCUAUAUGAUCGUUGAUUUGCAAAAUGAUUUUCUCCACGAAGCCGGUGUUAUGCCAGUAAAGGUUAGUUAAGAAAAUGCUCCUUCUGAUGCUUUUAAAAUUUUGCAUACAUUCCAGACGACAUACAUACAGUGACGGAUCUGAUCCAGGGCAAAAAACGUACCAUUUGGCAUCCCGGAAGCAUCAAAAAAUAUGGCAAAAUGACUCCCUCACCAACUAAAAGAACUCCGUUUUGAAGGGCUAUCCCUCACAAAAAUCGGGCGCGCUUUUAAAUUGGAGUUUUUUCAAUUGGAGAGGGAGGUAUUUUGCCACAUUUUUUGAUACUUUCCGGAUGCAAAAUGGUACGUUUUUUGCCACUGGAUUAGGUUCGUCACUGUAUAUAAGCUGCUUAAAAUUUUUUGCUGGCUCGUUGCAAAGGCAGGUUAGAUAUUCAAAAAAAACUUUUACGUGAGAGUAUGCAAAAUGCCGUGAGCGAUCAGAGAAACAAUUUUUUUGGUCGUGCCUUCGGCCAUUUAGCCCACAAAAAAUAGAAUUUCAGUAUCGUAACUCCAACAUUGCCUCUUGAAUUAAAAGCUGUAGUUGCGACAAAUUUUUUAUUAUAACCCACUUUCAGGAGUGCCCGCCAAAAGAGGAUCCCCUAAAACUCGUCCCAACAAUAAACAAGAUCAGCGACCGUUCCGCUGACUUCGACUUGACCGUUUUUACCAUCGAAUGGCACCCGCCAAACCACAUCUCCUUUGUUGAACAUGCCCACGACUCCGAUCGGGUUUUGGCGGAUCCUUCGAAAAAAGUUGAAUUCCAUUCAAUCGUUGAAUUCGCGUCCCCAAAAGUGAGCAUACCCGUAUUGCCAAAGCAUUGUGUUCAAUGGUCAUGGGGAGCUGAUAUUCAUGCGAGUGUUAAGAGGCCAGUGGGAUCGGUUACUGUUCCAAAGGCCUACCAUGUUCUUGUGGAAACGCAUUCUGGCUUCGGGCUGGAAGGGUUUGAACGGUGAGAAAUUGAUGACAUUUCGAAAAAUUUAGGCUUACAAAGAACGGUCAUAAAGCAGGAAGUUACCAAUGUAAAAUUUCUAUCGUACGACAGUAACGGAUCUGAUCCAGGAGCAAAAAACGUACCAUUUUGCAUCCGGGAAGUAUCAAAAAUGUGGCAAAAUGCUUCUCUCUCCAACUAAAAGAACUCCAUUUUGAAGAGCGCGCUUUUAAAAUCGAACUUUUUCUCUGGGACAGGGAGCUAUUUUCCUACAUUUUUUGAUACUUCCCGGAUGCAAAAUGGUACUUUUUUGCCGCUGGAUAAGGUCCGACUGCACGUAGACUACGGAAUAAAAAUCAUACUUUUAAUCGUUUUGAAAUGUCGGCUGCCCGCAAAGUUGUGGCCCGCAAGAGUCGCGACGCCUGAUUAUUCAACGUUUCUUACGAGAGAGCAGGCAAAAUGUGGAGGCCAGUCAGAGAAAAAAUUAUUAGCUAUAAAUCCGCCAAAUGACCAUGUGGAAAAAGAUUCUUCUUACAAAUGUAUUAUCGAGUACAGGAUGGUUCGUAUUUUACAAUUCCUUUUUCAGCACUGAUCUUGAAGAUGUUCUCCGCGCAAAGAACAUUGACGCCAUCUUUAUGUGCGGAAUUGCUGGGGAUAUGUGCGUUCCGGACACCGCGUUUGACGCCGUGAAACUCGGUUUUGAAGUGGCAAUCCUUGAGGACUUAUUGUAAGUUCUUGAUCAAUAAAAAAAUUUAAAAAUGAUGACCAAAAAACAAUUAAAGAAUACUUUUUUCAGAAGCAAUGUCGAUUUCGACAUGACCAAGACUGCAAGAGCGCAGAUGGACUCCGUAGACGUUGCGUACGUCCAUUCCAACGCAGCAUUUGAGUAUGUGAACAAGCGGAAGGUCCCAUUCCAAUGGAUCAAACAUUUUGCGGGAAUCAAAGCGUAA
Messenger RNA from Bursaphelenchus xylophilus (pine wood nematode), 2184 nucleotides. The record is from the annotation of a GenBank genome assembly. NCBI's taxonomy places the organism in Eukaryota, Metazoa, Nematoda, Chromadorea, Rhabditida, Aphelenchoididae.